Trypanosoma cruzi is the source of this 10326-nucleotide messenger RNA. RefSeq lists its product as uncharacterized. The transcript has a single exon. The coding region runs from base 1 to 10326 and encodes 3441 amino acids. The record is from RefSeq and is a predicted model, not a curated record. Lineage: Eukaryota; Euglenozoa; Kinetoplastea; Trypanosomatida; Trypanosomatidae.
AUGCUAAAAGUAGUCCCAAGUGAGCUGCAGUUUGGUGCUCUUGCUGUGAACGAUGUCCCCGUGUACUGUCGCUUUAGUGUUGUGAACACGGACCCGAUGGUUUCUUUGUCGGUGCAAUUCACCGCAACGACGGUUCCUGCAGUCAUUCGCUUUCAACUGUGGGAUGACAUGCUGCUUCUCGACGAUGAUGAGAUUGACAGCGGUGGCGCACAGAAGGAUCGCCAGAAACGGGGGACAUUGUCCCUCUUUUACAGCGCCCUUUUUGAAGGUAUCAGCGUUAUUGACAGGCUUCUCCUGGGACCGCUAGAGAGCAGGGAGGUGGUGGCAAUAUUUCACGCGGAUCCAGUGCAGUUUUCUACCGUCAUGGUACAGGCACCGCCAGUGAUGGUUAGCGGGGUGAUUCAACUGACGGCGGCAUCAUUGCCGUCAGCCGUGACAUCUUCGCCUUCGGACACGGACGCCAACAGAAAACACCAUCACCAGCACAAAAACAGCAAUAGUCAUGGUAGCGGCAGCAGCAGCUUUGCCAUGUUCAAUUCCUCGUUGCAUCUUGUGGAUGAAAAGAAGGAAUGCAAUCCGCAAGCAAACAAAAUUAGUCCCCACUCCACCUCAGGAGGUGCGAGUAAAACAGAAAUGAGUAGCCAUGGAGAUGCAGCUGUGAAUGAAAGCAGAACGAAGAGCGAUGCGGGUGGGCGGCAUGACCCGCAGACUUCUUCGUUGUCACUUCUUUUUUCCCGGUCCCCCACAGUGGCGGCCGUGCGAUCCGAGACUGUCACACUCCCAUUUAGUGCAAGCGUCUUUCUUUCUUUGCUCACCGUGUCGAGAUCGGAGCUGCGGACUACAAUGGCGCCGGGCAAAACGCACCUGAUGGACUUUACCGUCACAAACGCCUCGUCACUGCCGCUUCCCUUUGUGAUACGCUCGCAGACGAUUCCGCAAAAAAACAUGGAGUUUUCCCUUUACGAGGAAGAUAAGUUUGAAGAGCCAAAGAUUGGUCACACUCUUUGGCUCGAUAGACAUGCAUCAAUGAAUUUUACUCUGAUGGUACGAACUUCCGCGACUGCUCUGGCCGGCUGCACCAGAGGCAUGCAGGAAUACCGCGCAGUCCUACAGUGUGAUAACCUCCGUGACGCCCGUAACUCUGAGCUGGUCUAUGUUCACAUCAAUGUCGUCGCGGCAGAGUCUCAGACAGACCUUGUGAGCGUCACGGAUCCGGUGCUUGAUUUUGGUGAGGUAUACCGUGGGACAAGGGUCAUUCGUGAGUUGAACGUUUGCAACACGAGUCGUGAGAAUGUGACCGUGCGACUGCUUGACUCCCGUCCAGAUCACUGCGAGGGGGUCUUAAGUCUUGUACGGUCAUGCAGCACCAAUGGCAACGGCAAUGAAAAGAAUAACGCCAGUAGGACCAACACCAACAGCAACAAUAGUAGUAAUGACAAGAAUAAGAAUGAGGGGAAUAACAGUAAUGGUAACGAAAAGAACGACAAUGUGGUCACCGUGGAUGAGGUAUUGAUUGUUCCACAGAGGGGGAGUGUACCGGUGGGUGUCAUGUACGUUCCCUCCACAGACCAGGAAAAUAAGGCGACGUCGAGUCUCAAUUUUGAGUUUGAGCUUGUCAUCACGGGUGUUGGAGGCAGUGCGGCCGCUAAUGCUGGCAGCGAUAUUAGUGGUAGACACCAACAGCGGUUGUUGAUACGUAGUGUGGCAACCCUCUUUACGAGUACCAUUGUUGCGUCACAGAAGAAUAUCAAUUUUGGUGACUGUCAGGUGGGACAGAGCCGGCGUUGCACAUUUGCCAUUGAAAACCCCUCACCACUGCCCACAACGAUAUAUGUUCAACUGCGCAGCAAGAUUGUCUCCAUUGAGGGUGUCCAGCCACGUGUAUCAGCGGCGGGGGGUUGUGAAACACUCGAGGAGUUUUCCGUUGCUCCACGAAGCAGUUUACCCAUUACUUUGCGCAUAAACCCAAAGCGUGUCAACUCCACCUACCGCAAGCAACUCACCAUUGUGAAUGUGUCAAAUCCUGCUGAGGACCGUAUAAUUGUGAACAUAGAGGCAAACAACAUGGCGCCAUCCGAGACAAAGCUGCAUGAUGAGUUGUACACAUGUGAAAGUAAGGCGCACUGUGACGAUGGGAACGUUGACGGUGGCGGGCGUGGCGAGGAUGGAACCUGUGCUUCUGGGCUUCGAUCACUUACGAAUGUUCCUCUUAUUGUGGCGUAUUCUCUGCAGUCCAAGGUGGAAUACCCACUUGUGCUGCAGUUGAAGAGCUCGAGUACCGAGAUUGAAACCUUCUUUUUGGAAGGCAUGUCAGAAAAUGAGUUUGAGGCCAUUGCGGCGGAGUUGCGUGCCUAUUGUUGCUAUGGUUGCGAGGAGGUUGUAGAGCAGUUCUCUGUGGAGCGGGCGGAGGAGGUGCGGAACAGCGUUGUCAGUGCGCUGCAACAUCACACCGUGGCGACGAGUAGCAUCACUCUCGAGCCUCGUGGUGGUCGUACAUUUUAUGUGCGCAUAGAUCGCACGACUGGAGACGUGGAUGCUGUGACGAAGGAAGACGGUAUCAGCAUUGCGGUGGAAGGGAUUGAGGUGCCGCGGUUUGUGCGUCUGUCAUAUCGCCUCUGUAGAACUCGCUUUCAGCUGAAUGGACAAAAAACGAAGAACUUUGGUGAGGUGAACAUUGGCGAGCGCAGGACGACGAAACUCCCUAUCGUGAAUCAGUGCAACUCGCUUUUACUGUUGCAGCUGUCCAAGUCUCGCUCCGUCACUGCGGGUCACAUUCGUAUGGAGAACUCUGAUAAAAAGUGCAUCUACUGUCGCAUCCGUCCAUAUGCCACUAAGGAGCUGGAGCUCUCCUUCUACCCGGGCAUCAAGGGAAGCUUUGAGGAACGUAUCCGGCUUACCAAUGUGCUCGACCCAUCCAAUGAGGUUAUUAUGACAAUGAAAGCAACAGUCACAAAGGCGGAAACGUUUGACGUCAGCCCCAAUUCAUGGAGUUUUGGUGUGGUGCCUGUGCCACUGCCGGUGCAUACCUUGAAGCAGGUACAAGGAACAAUUGUUGGUGGCGGUGGGAGCGGCACGGCCGUGAGUCGCGAAGACGGAAUGCCACCGUCGGUGCGUAUCGGUGCACGCUUCAGUGUGGUCAACACCAGCAACACCCGACGGGAACUGUGUUUGAAGCUUGACACCCCCGCAGUGGCUCAGACGGCGGGAGGUGGCGGUGUCGGCAGCAGUAAUCCCGGCAGCGGCAAUGCGAACAAUAACGUUGUGGAUGCCGGCAUGAGCUUGGCAGACCGUUUCUUCAAAUUUGAUGGCGUCGAUGUACGGAUGCAGCUCGAGAUGGAGCAUGGUGGUGCGAGCUCCGGCUCCAUCCGCAAGCUUGAGGAGAAGAUUGAAAAACUUGAGCAGAAGUUGAAGAUUUACCGCCGCAAGAAUAAGAUGGAAAAGGUGGUGGUGGCAAUGCGACAAAUUGAGUUGCUUCGAUGCGCCCUCAUGGGGAAAGAGGUUGACCCCAACACGACGUCGACAUUGGGAGAGGCUGCUGAAGCUGCUGGUGGUGGUAUUGUUGGUCCAAAUGAGCUUUCAGAGAGUGAGGAUGAAAAGAUGCCAGUGAAGCCAAAGGCACGUCAGCUACAACAUCCAGAACUGCUUUCUUUACUGCUCUGCGACGGCGUGGCGUUGCCGGAGAUGAAUGCGUGUGAAUCAACUAUUAUAGUACUUACUCUCACAUGUACACGGACGACGGAAUGUAUACCGCCUGCACAGAGCGGCACCAUCACAUUUUUGUUGUGCGAAACAAAAGACAAGGAGGCCAAUCGCGUCAUUCCUGUUGACAUUACACUUGUACCUAUGGAGGGUGAGGAUGAUGGGGAAGCCACCGCCGCAUCUACGAGACCCACUGCAGGGUCAAAAUUAUUCUCUACCCCAUCAACUCUGACAAUAGAUGGACUUGCUGCAGGGAAUUCACCACCGCAGUCUGUAAAUGACACAUCUUUUUUAGCACCUGGUGCGGAGUUAGCAAAUGCGUUGUCUCCCUUAAAGAUGCCCGUCAAAUUAGCAACUCCCGUACCAACACCAUCUUUUUUCAUUGAACCCGGUGAGGGUGUAGUGGCUACCAGUUUUAUGCGCUGCCCAAUGGCAAUUUUUACCCACGCUAUUGCAUAUGAAGCCUGUAAGUUUACCAUUUUGUUACGUGCGACCGAUGAGACAGCUUUUGUUGUACUGGACCCUCUCCGUUGCUGUGGCAAUAUUAUCAACAGCAAUUUGACCAACAAUGGAACCAGCACUGUGAGUGGUGGGAAUGCUGGGAAUAGUAAUAGUAAUACUAGUAGUACUCAUGUGAAUAAUGCCCCUGCUGCUGCAGGAGGAGGAGGAGGAAUAGUUUCUUCCACUGCCGUGGUGCCUAUAAAGACGUUGGAUGCUCAUUUCAAGUUUGUUCCACGCAAUGGCGUGGUUCGUGCGUCCGAGUCCUUUAGUAUUACAGUGGAAUGUACACCAAUGAGUGUUGUCCCUCAGCGUUACUUCAUACCCGUCAAGAAAUUGCAACACCCCUCGGAUAUCACAUAUUUUGCACUGGAGAUGAAUCCCAUGGUGGAUGAGGAUCUCCUGCAAGUGUCACCCAGAGAGAUUUUACUACGGGAUAUUGUAAUGCCGUGCGACGAGAGUCGGCUUGAGGUGCAGUCAUUUGUUGUAUGCAGUCGCUUUACGAUGCCGCACGCUUUGCUUAUUCGUUCGAACCGCCCAUUACUUGUGUCACUUUUUGAGGACGCGAAGUGUACUAUCCCCCUUGUGAGCCCCGUACACCGGGUGUUUUUGCACGAGAAGCUUCGUAUUUACGUUCGCUUCCGACCGAGUGAACGUUCAUGGCGGCAUAAAAGUCGUCUUGUGACUGCCGGCAUUCUUGUUGAGGCCAUUGCUUCUGAAAUGGGCCGUGAGACACAGGGCUGCUACAGCGUUUUGGCACAGACCACACUGCGUCUUUCAGCGCAUGUCGGCAGUGGAGAAGUGCUGCUGCGGGAGAACUUCAUUGACCUCGGUGCUGUUCCACCGCACUGCCGCCUCGCACACACGAGUUUCACUCUUAGCAAUCCAUCGGACCGCUUCGAGGUGCGGCUGCGGGUGAUGGCGAGUCUAACGCUCACACAGGUGGAAACGCCCGAGCUGAAACUUUCGCCGGGGGCCGAGGUGCAGGUGCCGGUCUCCCUGCAACUUGCCACUCCCGGGCUUCUGCAGGAGUCACUCACAGUGUUUAAUUUGAGUUGCAGGCAGAAGCCUCUGCCGAUUGGACUCUCCAUACUGCGACUUGAUGAGGCGAUAUCCGCCACGGUUGCAGAGAAGGGAGAUGAGCUACAGAAGCAGCAACAGCAAAAAGCAGAGGAACAGUGUGCGGCUAGAAGGCUGAGAGAGGUCCCCAUGCAGCCGCAUUUCGAAAGUACCGAUGAGGCGGUUGUUGUGGUACUUCCCACGGCUGCCGUCGUGCUCGGUGAGGACGCCGUGCUGCGCUUACACGGCCCCGUAACGACCGCCACGAUGCAUAUGACAAAUCACAGCACACGGGACAUAAUCCUUGUUGCGAAGGGCACUGCACCACUUGUACUUGGUCUUCCACGGUCCUCCUCACCCGUGGAGGAGGUGGCGUCACCUUCGACGUUAACAUCGCAUGUGUACUCGCGUGGUCGCGUGCGUUUGGAUGCACGUCAGACGCAGGCAGUUACGUGGACACUGACAUCACUGCCAAAUCUGACAGUGCAACAGAUUCAAUGCAUUCUGCGACACGAGGUACUGACAAUUGAGCAAACGGCACAAGUGUACGUGGCGCAGAUUAUUGACGAGGUCGUGGGAUUUAACUACAAUGCCAUGCUUUUCCCCAUGAAGCGAUCGUUGCCAGCCGUGGGACAGUGCGUACUACUGCCGAGGUUUUGUCUCACAUUUGCGAUGAGUGAAGGGCGUGUGGAGACACCGCUCAUUGAUCUUGGCGUUGUGAGCAUUGGAAGGAGCAACUCCACCAGUGAUACCGACACCACCGCUCCAAAAGAGGGGGAUACGGACCACCACCAUCACCACUCAGGGCACGGAACACCAAAAAGAGCCAGAAACAGCGCCACCACCACCGCCACCGUGAAUUCCAAUCCCGCGCGGUGGAAAUCCAGCGAUCAUCGUGGCAGCGGCACACAAGUGGUUAUACAUUUGACAAAUCUUUCACCCAUCCUGCCGCUAUGUCUUAGCAUUGAGUGCGAGCCAACAGUGCGCUUUGCCAGCAAUCAUAUUGUCGUGCCACCACUGCAGACCCACUCGGUGGAGGCGUUCCUCGUGGUGAAACUCAUUCGGACCCAGGGACCAUUUCGCUUUGCUGUUUAUUUUGUGAAUGAGCUCAACCCCGAGAAUGACAUGGUUGCGUAUGUGACAGGGCAGUACUAUUGGAAGGCGUUUGACCUUUCUUGUGAUGGGGUGAUGAAUAUCGCACAGGAAUCCCUUUCUAUGGAGGCAUUGCGUGUGACGGAGACCUCUACCACCACCGAUAUUCUCUCCGAGAGUAAAAUUGUCAUGACGCCGGUUGAGCCGAAUGUCGAGGUGGUUCUAGGCGUGACUGAGAACCCCAAACUGGAGGGGCUUAUUCAGUUGCAGGUGUUACAGUACGACGCCGCAGCGCCGCUGCAGAAAAUUGUUUUUGGGCAAACGAAACACGCCUCGGCGAACAAGGCCGGUUCCCUACCUCCCCUUGUCCUCAACAACAUCAACAAAAUGAACAGUACUAACAUCAACAACAACAGUUUUGGUGGCCCGGGCGUAGUGACUACGACGGACGCCGCGGUGAUCUCCAGCACGUCAUUUUCAGCCGCUGCCAUUGCGGCAGCAGCAUCGGCUGUUAAUUCCAAUACAGGCGGUGGGAGCGGUAUGGGCGGCAACACGAACAAUGGCUUGAACAAUGCUUCCAUUGGUGGGGCCUCCAGCGUUAACACUAUGAAUACUUCUUUGGUUACCGCCGUCACGAAUUCUUCUCCUUCUCCGGCUGCAGCUGCAGCUGGGACGGCUGCUUCCACUGUUGCGUCUGUGCCUGCGCUAACGAAGGCUGAUGAACUUGUGACGGGGGUGCCUUCCCGGCAGAAGGAGCAGCACCCCUUUCGGUUGCGCUGUCUGCUGAUGAGGGAGGACUUUGCUGCCCUGUCCGCCGCCUUCUAUGGGCAACGCAAGAUAAAAAAUGCAGACAUCAUUCGUGAGCGGCAGGCCUUGACAUUUGAAAAGCUCGCUGACCUGGAGCGGCGGCGGGUCACAGGGUCCCCCAGCAUGUGGCUUGGCACAUUACAGUUUUCCAACUCAUUGACCGGGGCGGAUGAGGAGGUGCAGGUGUUCAGCACAUUAGGCGCAUUUCAGACAUUUACCGUUCCUUUGAGAAUCACACUGACACCGCAAAUCGCAUCGACGGUGUCUGCGGCAGCUCCAACAAGAAUAGGAGGGGUGGGAGGGGCUGAGACGAACCGGAUGCAUUAUGGGGCGGAGACUGUGUACACGGGCGAGUUGGUUGUAUCCAACCCAUGUUCGCAGCACACUGUGGUACUCUCCAUCACACCCCUGCGGGACAAGGCAUAUCAGGACACUGUGGCUUUCUCCUGCAUUCAACUCCACGAGAUGCCGACACCGCAAAGCGAAGGGCUGAAAUUGCCGAGUACGCCGCGUGGCAACAUAUCCAUGACAGGGGAGAAGAAGCACACAGUCACAAAUGCUGCCGAUCCCACGGCUGGUUUUUUUUUUCCGCCGCCUCCUCGUACCACCACUGCGACAACUGCAGCAGUCACGGUUCUUACAUCAGAGGUACCGAAUACGGGCGAGACAACAACAACGCUUCUGUCGAUUUUGCCGCAGUCAGUGCAACGUGUACGGAUAUUGAUGCGUGUGGAUGCAAGCCGACAUCAGCCAAGUGUGGAGCAGGCUGUGGCGCUUGUACUACUUGAUGAAAGUGUUCCAUGUAGUGUGGCGACAGUACGCAUUGUUCUUGCCCCACUGGAUGAGAUGGCACAACAGCAACAUAAACAGGAGCAACUCUUUUUACAAUCAUCAGGAUCACGUGUGGAGGCCAGGGUGGCUGCUGCUGGUUCUGCUGAUGGUGGUGGCUGUGAAGGUCUUCUGGAGGGUACUGUGGGUGUUGAUAGGUCGACGAUGACCACCACCACCGCUAUGAGGAGUGCAUCGCCAACCAGGGCGGCCACGACUUCUGGUAUGGGGAAUAUUAAUGCCGCUGGUGGAAUUGCAGCGUUAGGGCAUGCCUAUUGGGCGUCAUCAUCUCCAUCAUCGUCAUAUUUGUGUGUGCUCAGUUUACAUGGCGAUUGCCAGGCUGUAGCUGGAUGCCAGGGGACGUACACAUGUCGUUUUACUUACGCAAAGGAUUCACCCCCGCCGACAGGUAUUACCAUCCGUAAUAACCUCAGUGAUACGGUGGUGGAUUACAGCGUUACCAUUUUGUCGCAAGGGCCACAACCUUGGUUACUUCUACCUAGUGCCACGGCAGUACUCGAACCAGGGAAGGCCCAACCAUUGCGUCUGAACAUCCUUUCAACAGGGGCGGGCUCGUUCAGUGGAUAUGUGGGCAUUAGCACCAGUGCUGCUCCAGGGGAGAUGCUGUUGCUGCAGCUUACAGCCGAGGUGUUUCUGCCUACAGCGGGAGAGGGUCUCUUUGAGAUAGUUGCGCCCAAUGGCCAGCGGAUGUCUACAAACGCCGAGCGUAGCGUAUUUAUUGGUCGUCUUUUUGGAGCAGGCACGCACCGCGCAUAUGUAGCGUUUGAGAUUGUGAACCGCGCGAAUAUUCCACUUGAGUUUCCUGUAUCCGUCGUGAAACCAUUCCGCAUGGAGUUCAAUAACACUCCAGAUGAAGGGGAUGAUCUCAGCUCCGCCACUACUACUAGCACCAAUACGAUUGCCGCCACUGCCAGCGCCAAGACGAAUGCCGGCGGUAUACUCAAUAGUGGCAUUGGACGGACCUCAUCGCAGGAUGUGGAGGGAGCAGAAGAUGAUGAUGGCAAACAACAAAUUGGUGUUGAUGCUCGCCCGGAGUGUGAUGUGCGGUUGCUGGUUUGCCAUUUACACAACGUUCCGGAGAUGCGAGGACAACGACGUUUUGUCGUGGAUCCCAAGUCGCGUGUGAAUGUGUCAUUCCUCCUCGUAUGUGACCGACUGUCACUUCCAAGUGGUGUCACCGUGUCGGGGGAGGCGGAGGUGGUUUUGAAGUGCAAGCAGGCCCGCGAUGCACGGUUUGUCUUAAAGGCACGUUUUCAAGUCUGCGGAUCUUCAAUGGUGUCGCCGAGACAACUAUUUUUUGCGGCAGCGGAGGAUUACACUGUGACAAUUCCCGUGAAGAACCUCCGCUCGCGCGAGAUCCGUGUCACAUUCCGCACGGCAUCCCCUAUCCUCGACGUGCUGCCGGGGCAAGGCAGAGAAAAGGACGGGAAGGAUGAGGAGGAAAUGGAGGUGGACGGGCAGCCGCAACCGCAACCGCAGCCGCAGCCGGGUGAAAACCAUACAAAUCUUCUCGUUAUUCCAGGAGGUGGGUCCGCGACGGUCCGUGUGCGACUAGACGUUGCUCGUGUGGCCGCCAUGUUGUCGUGGGGCGCAUCUGGCGACAUGGCCGCUGUCCUCCCUGUGCUCUACGAUCACGGUCUGCUGCUUAAUGCCCAGAACCCCAGUGAACGUGUGCGAGUGGAGUUGUGUUACGUGCCGCCCAAUGCUUUUCUGCCGGCUACGCCCUUUUCUAUUGCUGUUGCCGCCGCUGCGCAGCCGAUCGCGAAGUCCCUGAAAGUCGGUCGUCGGCAGAUCAGUGAGCAGAGGCUUUUUAACUUUGUGCGGUCCUUCUGGCGGGUGCUGUUGGAGGCCGCGGAUGCUUUUCUGCCGGAGUUCCAGUACUACACGGCCCAGCGGGGAAUCGAGGCCACCGACGCCACACGUGAGGCAACGUCUCAUAUCAUCAGUGCCACUGCCGGUGCAAAUUCCAACAGCACCUCCAUCGUCAAUGCGAGCAGCAGCAAUCAUCAUAACCAUAGUAACAAUCGAGUGAGCCACACCACGGCUGGUGCAAUUGCAGAUUACCGGCCAGCGCUGUGUUCCCUGCUUGUGGAUCUCACCUGGUUGGUGGAGGAGCUGGUGCAUUACUCCGUCCUGCUGAGUAAUUCACGUUCAAUUGAGGCGUACGGCGUUUUUCUCACGGCGGCUGUCACAAAUCACCCGCUGAUGCGUGCAUGGCGGCGGCACAAGGCGAAUCUACCAAACACACGCACUUUCGCCAUCUUUGGGCAGUACUGGGAGACCAUCGACGCGCUACCGUGUCUGACGCCAUCCUCCGACUAA